Miscanthus lutarioriparius is the source of this 492-nucleotide messenger RNA. Lineage: Eukaryota; Viridiplantae; Streptophyta; Magnoliopsida; Poales; Poaceae. The record is from the annotation of a GenBank genome assembly.
AUGGACCGCGUCCAGCUCGUGCUCCUGGGCCUCCCCAUCCUCCUCUUCUGCUCCGACGUCGUCACCCUCUUCGCGCCUCUUCCGCCGGCGGCCCCCGAGCCCGACAAGGCUCUCCACGCUUUUCAGCCCGGCGACGCCUCCGCCGCCGACGCUUCCGCACACGUGGAGCCGCAGGUGGAUGGACCUGGCUCCGGCACCACCGUCGACUUGAAGUUUUGCGCCUCAUGCUCGUACAGGGGGGCUGCAAUGACCAUGAAACGGGUGCUGGAAACCUCAUUUCCUGGGAUUCAUGUUGUCUUGGAAAAUUAUCCUCCACCGUUCCCCAAGCGUGCACUUUCGGUUUUCUCCAAACUGUCUGAGCAGAGGUUUCCUAGUGAGCUUGAGCUACAGGAGCUCAUUGGCAACAGGAUACCGGAUUCUCCGAUUCUGGAAAAUCUGGAAAAAGAUCUGGUGUUAGAUGAUGCUGAUUCUGAUGAUGCCAUGAGAGACUAG